Messenger RNA from Poecilia latipinna (sailfin molly), 2870 nucleotides. Its product is annotated as natterin-3-like. The transcript has 4 exons. The record is from RefSeq and is a predicted model, not a curated record. The coding region runs from base 1397 to 2611 and encodes 404 amino acids. Lineage: Eukaryota; Metazoa; Chordata; Actinopteri; Cyprinodontiformes; Poeciliidae.
CCAAGAACAGAACCUGAUUGGCCAGAAGCUUCUGCAAAUUCCCUGAGAUGUUUUCCUGAUGGGUGUAACUCCAUCACUGACAUGUUUUCCUCAGAAUAAUUCCUCAAUCAGGCCUAAAAUUGAAAUUAAAAGAGGAGAUCUAUAAAAAGCAUUGCAGUAAGUUAAGUUGUGUUUUGCAGUUACAUAAAGAUUAAUAUUUUAUUUAUGUCAUGUGAUAGGCCAAGUGUUUUAUUUCAUUUCAUCUACAGGUUCUACUUUUAAAUUUAGAAAUGCAAAGUCUGAGAUAAAGGACCUAAAAUAUGUUUAAUACGAUGCAGUGCUUCAUGAUUCUGUUUUAAUAAGUUAAAGUAUUUUUUUAAUGCUUGGUUCCAGAUAAAUUUUAAUAGUUAAAAUGGAUGUGAACUGACUUCACACCUCAUGUUUUCUUUCAUGCCUGCUGCCCAGACGCCUCAUGAUGUUCAUGCUGUUUGUGAUAAUAUAAGAGCUGUUGCUCAGACUCAGUAAAGAGCUUCAUGAUACUGAUCACCAACACGUUUAGAGAAAAAUGGGGAAGCUCCAGAGAACAUCACAGCUUAGUGGUAUGGAUGUGGCAGCAUAAUGCUGAGGGGUGUUUUGUUGCAUGAGAAGACUAUUGCAUCUAAUAAAUUAGCAUCAGAAGGAAAGACGUUUAUAUGGAAAUGUUGGAGCAACACCUGAAGACGGGAGGUUGAAAAACGGCAGAGAUGUUUUUUUCAAGCAGAUAAUGAUUCAAAGCAUACCACUAAAUUAGAUAAAGGGUGGCUUAAGGGCAAAAAAGUGAAUAUUUUGAAGUGCCUGUCAUAAAAAAUCCUCGUCUCAGUCCAAUAGAAAUCAUGAGUGGAGCUAAAAUGAUGUGUGUGAGCCUACAAACCAUGUUUGACCAAAUUCACACAGUUUGGAGGAAAUUCUACUGAAUCCAACAUGAAAUGUAAACUUAUGAAUUUGAGGAAUAUUUAGAAAACCUUAAAACUGGACAAGUUUAGUCCGAUUUAAUGUUUCAUAGUGAGAUAAAGGUGAUGAGAUCAUGAAAUUAUCUGCUUCAAUAUUCACAUAAAAUGCAGAAUAAUUACUGUAAGAACUUGGAGGGAACUGGUGACGACCAACAACCAAUCCUGUGGGUCUGCACAAGUCGUGUCUUUAUUUGGUGGUGUGUGAGUUGAAUUAAGCUCUGAUAGGCUCUUUAGAAAAAUCCUCCUUCAGAUAAUCAGAUAUUAAAGAAGCAGCAGGAUGAGAUGAAACCAUUUCUACAUCUAAACUCUGAGGUUGAUUUCACCGACUGAACAAACCAAGACCUGAGAACUCUCCACCUGAUCAGUCGUCUAAAUCAGCUGCCUCUGCUGCCGUCCCUCCACUGUGAAGAAGAACUCAGCCAACAGAAAUGCUGCCGUUGCUGUUGCUGCUGGUUCUGUCCUCAGCCAGUCCUCCGGACCCGGACUGGAACCGGCCGCCGGAUGAAAACGCCUCCUCUGUGAAACCAGAUCCUGCGGAUGAUGUUGCUGAAAUCAAAGCUAAGUUGUACUUCUCAACAGUCCGACGUGUUCUGCCUUCUGCUCCGCUCAGACAGAAAAGCCCAGUAAAUGUGACGCUCUCAGAGGUCGGUAGUACAGGAAAACUGCGAUGGGAAAAAUGGAACGGUUCCCCUCCUAAUGGAGCCGUUUCCAUUCAUAACAGCUACGCUGAUCGCAUCGACUACGUCUGCAAAGUCGGAUGUCAUUCUGGUUUUUACAACCCCAGCAUGGGUUCUUACUGCCACUAUCCAAAUAAAAAAGAAGAGCAUCGUUCCUCCAGCUUUCAAAUCCUUGUGAAUGAAGAUAAUGUUGAGAUCCUGGAGUGGAAGGAAGGUUCUUAUGGUUCUGUCCCAAAGAAUUCAGUCAGAACCUGCUCCAGUGAGGAAAUGUAUGUAGGGAAGAACGAGUACGGAUUGGGGAAGGUUGAUCCAAAGGAUCAAUGUUUUUAUCUUCCCUGGAAAGGGAAGCAGUAUUGGUACAGGAGCUAUGAGGUUCUGACCCAAGUGAAGGCUGAAGAAGAUUUAAUCUCUGAUGUCAAGUAUAACAUCAAACAUGAUAAAAUUUUCAAAGAACCUCCAAAAACCUUGAGAAGCUCAUUUGUUAAAAACCUUUCCCACAUGAAUGUGACGAAGACGGUUUCUCUGACGCAGACCACCACCGAUCAGAGACGGUGGGACUGCAGCCAUGCCUUCACAGUCGGUAUAAGAACAACCAUGAAAACAGGAAUUCCCGGCAUUGUGGAAGGACAUGUUGAAAUCAAUGCAGAGACGACUCAUACGUUCUCACGUGGAAAUACCUGGACAGAGCAGGUCUCCCAUACUGUGUCGUUACAGCUUACUGUACCACCAAACCACAGCUGCAAAGUAAAGAUAGUUGGUUAUCAGUACAGGAUGGACAUUCCCUUCACCGCCCGCCUGAAGCGAACCUAUGAAGACGGAGAGACCAGAUCAGCCAUCGUCUCUGGAACGUAUCAUGGAGUCCAAGUUGGAGAAAUCAGGGCUGAGGUGGAAAAAUGUAAACCUUUGUCUAACUCGAAACGCUUUUUUAAAAUUUUGGAUAUUUGGAGUGAAAACCUCCUGAAGUAAAGUUAUCAUGACUUUACCAGGCUUUUCAUGUAGAGCUUCAGCUUCAUUUAUGCUUUUUUAUUCAUAUCCUUUGAAUCUGUAACCAUGCGAUUACUCAAAGGAAUGGCUUUUAUGUAAUUCUGAUAAAAACCCAAAACAUUUUUAUGAACCAUCUGCUCAUUUAAAGUUAAUCUAGAAACAGACAAACGUUAAAGUUUAUGAAUGAGCCCUCUGAGCUGUUCUAUGCAAUUUCUUUGGCAUCAAUAAAGCUAAUAAGCAG